GGAUAAAACCAGCACGAUCCGGCAGGAUAACUACUCGCCCACCGAGCAGGACAUUCUGCGGUGUCGAGUGCUCACCUCCGGCAUCUUUGAAACCAAGUUCCAAGUGGACAAAGUAAACUUCCACAUGUUCGACGUCGGAGGCCAGCGCGACGAGCGACGGAAGUGGAUCCAGUGCUUCAACGACGUCACGGCCAUCAUCUUCGUCACGGCCUGCAGCAGCUACAACAUGGUCCUGCGUGAAGACCCCAGCCAGAACCGGCUGAAGGAAUCGCUUGAUCUCUUCAGAAGCAUAUGGAAUAAUAGGUGGUUGAGGACCAUCUCGGUGAUCCUCUUCCUGAACAAGCAGGACCUGCUGGAAGAGAAGGUGCGCGCCGGUAAGUCGAAGCUGGAGGACUACUUCGCCGACUUUGCCCGCUACACCACGCCGCUGGACGCGCACGUCGAGGAUGGCGAGGAGGCCAACGUUGUCCGCGCCAAGUACUUCAUCCGAGACGAGUUCCUGCGCAUCAGCACGGCGAGCGGCGACGGCAAGCACUACUGUUACCCGCACUUCACCUGCGCCGUCGACACGGAGAACAUCCGGCGGGUGUUCAACGACUGCAGGGACAUUAUCCAGCGCAUGCACCUGCGCCAGUACGAGCUGUUGUGACCUGGGUCCGACGCCGUGCUGCCGGCGGCCCGCCCGCCCCGGCCAUCCGUGAUAGCCGCUACACACCGGCAGCGACUGGGUGUGAAUCAAAACGGUAGACGGCCUGCGUGCGCGCGUGGGGGUGCGUGGGCGCGAGUGUGACGACGCGUUUGGUGCGAACUGCCCGGCGUCGCGGCAGCCAGGCCUGCCGCCGCCACCACCGCUCUUAGUAGGCACGUUGAAUUCCAGUCAAGAUUAGUGAGUAAACAUUGUAAAUGCUCUCGUUGAUGUUUUGUAAAAUCUUUAUCGCGCUGCCCGCCGGCGCCGGCGCGCCGAUGGAGCUGCCGCCUGGUGAGCGCGGCCGGCACUGAGGAGGGAGCCA
This is a messenger RNA of Pollicipes pollicipes, 1010 nucleotides long. Its product is annotated as guanine nucleotide-binding protein G(s) subunit alpha. The transcript is spliced from 5 exons. Gene Ontology annotation, biological process: adenylate cyclase-activating dopamine receptor signaling pathway; sensory perception of chemical stimulus. Lineage: Eukaryota; Metazoa; Arthropoda; Thecostraca; Pollicipedomorpha; Pollicipedidae. The record is from RefSeq and is a predicted model, not a curated record. Gene Ontology annotation, cellular component: heterotrimeric G-protein complex; cytoplasm. The coding region runs from base 125 to 649 and encodes 174 amino acids. Gene Ontology annotation, molecular function: GTPase activity; G-protein beta/gamma-subunit complex binding; G protein-coupled receptor binding.